AUGGCCGCCCCCCCGGCCCGGACUGUCCUUGUCACCGGCUGCUCCUCGGGCAUCGGGCUGGCCCUGGCCGUGCGGCUCGCCAGGGACCCCCAAAAACGAUACCUGGUCCUGGCCACCAUGCGGGACCUGUCGCGCCGGGGGCCGCUGGAGGAGGCGGCCGGGGCCACCCUUGGGGACACCCUGAGGAUUCUGCGCCUCGAUGUCACCAGCGACAGCUCCGUGGCCGAGUUGAACAACGCCGGGGUGGGGAUGGUGGGACCCCUGGAAAGCGCCUCGGGGCCGCAGGUGCAGCGCGUGUUCGACACCAACGUCUUCGGGGUGCUGCGCCUGGCCCAGGCCCUGCUCCCCCAAAUGAAGCGGCGCCGCAGCGGCCACAUCGUGGUGGUCAGCAGCGUCAUGGGGCUGCAGGGGGUCGUUUUCAACGACAUCUACUCGGCCUCCAAGUUCGCCGUGGAGGGGCUGUGUGAGAGCCUGGCGGUGCAGCUGCUGCAGUUCAACGUCUUCGUGUCUCUGGUGGAGCCGGGCCCGGUGAACACCGAGUUCGAGCGCAAGGUCCUGCAGGAGGUGGAAAAAUCGGAAUUCCCGGGAACCGAUCCCGAGACUCUGCGCUAUUUCCGCGAGGUUUACCUGCCCGCCAGCCGCCAGGUGUUCGACACCUUCGGCCAGAGCCCCGAGGAGGUGGCGCAGGCCAUCGCUGCUGUGAUCGGCGCCCCCCGCCCCCCAUUCCGGACCCCCACCAACCCCCUGUACUCCCCUCUGCUCGCUCUGCGCUUCGCCGACCCCCGCGGGGAUUUGGGGGUCAGAACCUUCCAGCGCCUCCUCUUCGACCUCGGGCCCGCGUUCCACCUGAGCCUGGCGGCGCUGAGGUGCCUCACCUGCCGCUGCUGCCGCCGCCGCGUCACCCCCGUCUGA
Messenger RNA from Pseudopodoces humilis (Tibetan ground-tit), 912 nucleotides. Lineage: Eukaryota; Metazoa; Chordata; Aves; Passeriformes; Paridae. The record is from RefSeq and is a predicted model, not a curated record.